Molecule: messenger RNA, 1483 nt
Organism: Paramuricea clavata
Lineage: Eukaryota; Metazoa; Cnidaria; Anthozoa; Malacalcyonacea; Plexauridae
Source: the annotation of a GenBank genome assembly
AUGAAUCAAAGCCUGCUAAAUAACAUUUUCGACCUUAUUAAACACCUCAAUUCUACAGAAGCAAAAUAUAAUUGUUAUAAGCUGUUUCUAAACUGUACUGCAAAUGGCACAGGAGAGUUUGAUUUGCGGAAUGAAUCUUGCACACAUUUUGACUGUCAGUGUCUUCCUACGCAUAAGAAGUUGUGUCUUCCUAAGAGGAUCCAAGAAGUUCACCCCGAACUACCAACGAUUCUAUUGGUUGUUUUCAUCCUAAUUGCCGUGUCUAGUUUUGUGGCGAACGGAUUCAUGUGCGUGGUCUACUCGCUUUCCAAAGAAAUACGAACAGCUAAGCAUUACUUCUUGGUGAAUUUGGGCAUAGCAGACAUACUUAUAGCGGUGUUUGGAAUUCCCUUUUAUCUCACAGAGUAUAUAAAAGACGACUCGAAAACGCUGUGUCAAGUAGGCUCGAUGGUAGACGUGUUGUGUUGUACGUGCUCCAUAAUCAGUUUCACCGUGAUAAGCGCAGAACGUUUCGUGGCCGUCAAGUACCCGUUACGUUAUCAGACAAUCGUGUCACGAAAACGUUGUCUAGUGGCUCUUUGUUUCGUGUGGGGCUACGCUAUCACGAUCUCUCUCGCAUCUAGAAUUCCCGUUGGUGAAUUUGAUAUGAGACAGUGCGUGUUCUUCACGGAUGGCUAUAUAAUUUUCAUCACCUUUGCAAGCUUUCUGCUUCCAUUAUUGGCAAUGCUUUUGACAUACGGCUGGAUCUACAAAGUCGCUACGUACCAAGCACGUCAGAUCAACAACAGCAAUCCUUCGGCAACCAAUCGAAUCAAACGCGAAUUCAAAGCAGCAAAAACACUAACUUUGAUAAUCGGAGCUUUCGUAGUGUCCUGGAUACCACUCUUCUGUUAUAUUUGGGUUUUUAGCCUGCAUAAAGUAAACGUACCGUACCAUGAUCUGCAUUACAUCAUACAGAUGGUGCGCUUCCUAAACGGGCUGGCAAAUCCUUUCAUAUACGUGGGGAUUAACCGAGAGUUUCGACGCAGUACGUUCAAAUUGCUGAAAAGGAUUUUGCCACGCAGAGAACGAUGUGGUAACGUGACAAAUAAUGAUGUACGCACUCAGUCGACCGAACUCGUUCUGAGGAAAACUUCAGCAGCGUCAACAGCCACACAUUGUGCAACUGAAAGCUAGCGAGGGCCAGUAGUUUAUCAGUCUCUUAGGACUGUUACCUGUCACCUUCUAUAAAUAAAGUCGUUAUUAUUGUAUAUACUCAAAGAUAACUUUAUGUGGUGGAAUAAUUGCAUGUAAAUAGGUUAAUAUCACAUUACACUGGAAAAAAAUAGUGAAAUUCAUGCUAUGAAAUUUGCGAUCGCAUCACUACAUCCAUAGUAUAUCCAUAUAUACUACUUCCAAACUAUAUCCAUAGUAUGGGAAUUGCAAUCAGUAUGUAAGGAUUUUGAAGAUAUGUUAAUAUAGGUAAUAGUGUGGUUUCGAGUGC